Copidosoma floridanum is the source of this 1633-nucleotide messenger RNA. RefSeq lists its product as uncharacterized. Gene Ontology annotation, biological process: central nervous system formation; innate immune response. Gene Ontology annotation, cellular component: extracellular region. Lineage: Eukaryota; Metazoa; Arthropoda; Insecta; Hymenoptera; Encyrtidae. Gene Ontology annotation, molecular function: growth factor activity; Toll binding. The record is from RefSeq and is a predicted model, not a curated record.
UUACAUUCGGCGAGGCUUACGGAAAACUCAAGUUUCCAUACCUACACAGACCCAAGUCGUUGGCAACCAAAAUUUCCACGGCCACCAGUUGGUGUACAACACAUUGGUAACAGUAAUUAAAGCCUCAUUUUCUUCGACAAUCCGCGACCGCAUCCGCAAAUAACGAAAGUUGUGUUGUAAUUUAUCAGUUUUUCUCGUUAAACUUAUAUCAUUGAGUGCGGUGCGUACGUCACAAUGUGCCGCCGAUGAGUGAAAAUACGGUGAAUCAAUACGUGGUGUACAUUGCCCCGAAAUCGUUGAGAUAAUGCAUCGGCCCUCCGAAUGAACAUAGACAGCGACAAUGAGCAUGAGAACGAGCGAUAAACGUAGAGAGCAGAAUAACUGAUAACACUCUCGGAUUACCCACUGACACGUGUAUAAUAAUAAACCGCUCGAGCCCGAUUUCCACUCAAUCUCACUUCUGAAGUUACACGCGCCGUCUUACGCACUUGUACCCAGCAAGUCUGACUAACGUCAAUAUGGCAUCCCAUUGGAUCUUUGCUAUUGUUGUUGUGCUCUCUAUUCUGAAUUCCGAUGGGCUGUACUUGAAGCAAACUGUCCCGACUCAUCGAACCAGCGAGGACAACAGCCCGAAAAUGGUCCAACUGAGUCCAGCGGGAUACAAGCACUUGAUGGCAUCGCUGUUUGGAAAAUCAUCCUCCAAACCGAGACCCGAUGUAACGUUCGCUCCGAAGCCCCCGUCGGGCGUGGAACAGAGCGAGGAUGAAGCCCCGACCGAGUUGGAACCAAGAGCGGACGAUCCAGAAUUGGAGUACGAGGAAAAAACGGAUCAUCCGGUGAAUUCGACUCUGGAGCCGAUCAUGGGCGCGGAUUGCGACGACCAGACGUUAUGCGAAGCGAGUUCGGUGAUAAAUUAUCCCGACGAGGCUGUCCAGUCCGCGUUGAGGAAGAACAGACACCUCAUGCUCAUGCCUGCCAAUGACAUUAUUCGCAGCGGCAUGAGCUUGCAAGCUUUUACCGAUAAUCCGGAUGAGAUUUCGCUGUGCAAUAAAAUCGAGAGAAUCGUGUACCCGCGCGCGGCGAAAAAUAUUUACAACAAAUGGCAGUUUGUGAUUAACACAAAGUACUUUAGACAGGGAAUAAGAGUCGAGCUAUGCACUGACACGGAAAGUCCAUGCAGAUUUCUCGAUUCGUUACCGGUGGGUUACAAAUCCAAAUGUCGACAAAACUUCAUCUACAGACAACUACUGACGUUGAACGGUGCAAAUUUAGAGAUGGUAGCUCACCGAGUUCCCGUCAGCUGUAGUUGUUACUGCAGUGCUUCGCGAGGAAAAAAAUAAUUAUGAAGAAAAAAAAUUUUUUCUCGUUAAUACGUAAAUAUAUAAAUAUAAAUUGUAGAGAAUAAGAAUAAUAGAAACUGCGGGCAAUAUGCAGUUGUAUUCGCUCCGAACGUAAUAUGAAUUUUCGUACAUAUAGCUCUUACGUUUAUGUAGUAAGUUUUGUAAAUAUCUUUUUUAUACAAAGAAAUUGUUAAUUAUGUUACGAUGAUUUAUAACGCAGAACAACUCUGUUCAAAAGUAAUCCCACGAUGAACUAUCAAAAUGAUUAAUAAAUUGAUUUUUUCGCACAAAAA